AUGGUCCUUGCUGUUCCAUUCAGUAUAUGGACCUUGUUCCAACAACACAUUUUCUUGAGUGCGCUGGUGUUCUUGCUCACCCGAUUGGUUAACAGGCGCUAUUUCUCUCCUCUUUCAUCAUAUCCAGGCCCCUUUCUGGCUUCCGUCACGAGACUGUGGAAAGCAUGGGUCGUGGCCAAAGGCCAGGCUCAGCAGGAUUUCAUCCAACUGCAUCGUAAAUAUGGACCUAUUGUUCGUGUAGGACCUAAUGAGCUCUCAUUUGCAUCACCCACUGCAGCUCGGGAUAUUUUGGCUCCGGGAAAUGGAUUCAGAAAAACUGAAUUUUACAACGUCUUCCCUCCAAAACAUGCCCCGGACAUCUUCACAGAAACCAGGGAAUGGAAACAUGCAGCAAUGAAGCGUGUUGCGGUGGUUCCUUAUAGCCUCGCUAGCGUGCAGAAGAUGAGCCCAUGGAUCGAAGAUGUGCAGAAGGAAAUGGUUCGAAAACUUGGUCAGUAUGCCGACGGUACUGGAGUCUGCAACCUUGGAGAUUUGCUGCACUUUUUCGCAUUUGAUGUCGUUGGGGAAUUCGCCUUUUCACAGCGGUAUGGCUUUUUGGAGCAGGAGACAGAUGUAGGGGGGACGAUAAAAUUCAUCGACACCUUGCAAUGGUACAAUGGUAUUAUUGGUCAAGUGCCAGAGCUGCGCCACAUCUUGCUAAACAACCCUUUGGUGCAGUUCUUUCUAACAUCAUUCGGACUGCCCAAGGUCACGGAGAUGGCAAUGAAUGAGUUGCAGAAAAGGAAGCAAUCCGGAGAAUUUUUCCUUGAGCCUGACAGAAAGGAUCUUUUAGGGCAAUUAAUCGCAGGGCGGUACAAGAACCCAACCAAGUUUUCAGAGAUGGACAUCUUUGCUGUCUCGCAUGGAGCAAUUGGUGCAGGGGCAGACUCGACCGCGUCCACAAUGCAAUCUUUCUGCCAUUUUGUAUUAUCAAACUCAGACGUAUAUUCACGGUUGAAAGAGGAGAUCAGAGGGGCUGAUCUCUCCCCGGGGGUGGGCUGGCAAGAAGCUCAAGACCUGUCAUACUUCCAGGCAUGUCUGAUGGAAACAAUGCGCAUGAAACCGGCUGUCGGGCUAAGUAUUCCCCGAUACAUCCCACCAGCUGGGGCCACCAUUGAUGGAAAGCGAUAUCCAGGCGGACUGGUGGCUGGGGUAAAUGCGUGGGUGGUACAUCGCGACGAAGCCUUAUUCGGAGAAUUUCCAGACCAAUUCCGGCCAGAACGCUGGCUUAAAAGUGACACCAAGGAGAUGAAGAUGCACAUGUAUCAGUUCGGUGGAGGUGGCCAUCUCUGCAUUGGUCGAAACCUUGCCCAAUUUGAAAUGAGCAAGAUUUUGCCGCAGCUCAUCAUGAACUUCGACUUUGAGCUGGUUGAGCCUGGAAAGCCAUUAAAAUCGCACACAACAUUUUUCGUUGUGCAGAAUGGUCUGGAGGUACACGUUAAACGGGUCGGGGGAUAG
Molecule: messenger RNA, 1497 nt
Organism: Exophiala aquamarina CBS 119918
Lineage: Eukaryota; Fungi; Ascomycota; Eurotiomycetes; Chaetothyriales; Herpotrichiellaceae
Exons: 5
Coding region: 1-1497 (498 amino acids)
Molecular function (GO): iron ion binding; heme binding; oxidoreductase activity, acting on paired donors, with incorporation or reduction of molecular oxygen
Source: RefSeq, a predicted model, not a curated record